GUCUCGUCGUCAGUGCGUUGCAAGACAGACUGUCUGUAUUUCACAUCACACUAGUCGGGGGACUCCUGGCUUCGCUUGGUCUCAUCGCUUCCACCUUCAGCUCCCACCAUUGCAUGGAUGACUUUUACAUUCGGUGUUCUCCACGGAGCCGGAAUUGGCACAGCCCUCCUAGGUUUCAGUUUGUACAUCCUUUUAUACUUCGACAAGUAUAGCGGCACCGCAUUCGCUGUCAUGUGGGUAUUCAGAGCAGUUUCCGGUAUGGCCGGCACUCAACUACUAUGGCACUUGGCGAAUGCAUACGGCAUUGAAGGAUGUCUCCUGAUUACCGGCGGUCUGCUGCUGCACGUCGUACCGUUCACUAUGCUCAUCAAGUAUCCCAGACCAACCCGGCUUUCUUGGUGCGCCUCUGCAAAACACCGGGAGAAAAACACAUAUAACCCGGUUGCACAAAGCCUUUCAAGCAAAGCCAACCAAGUGACAUCGACAUGUUCUCACGUUUUACCAGACACACUGUCGCCUACUCACCACCCGUCUCCUCCUACCAGCUCGUUUGCAAGUGUCAUUGCAAGCAUGCGCACCUGGUCUUUCUACGUAGCUUUGUUUUACUCUGCCAUGUGUGAAUACUUAUUCGUGACCUUCAACGCUACUGUGGUCGCCUACGGUGUCGACAAAGGUUGCUCACUCGUAGAUAGCAAACAACUCGUCACCUACAACUCCAUGGGACUUCUCGUCGGCCGUGUGGUCAUUCCUUUCACAACGGAAAAACUUCGCUACCGUCACUGCCCUGGGGUCGUGGCGAGUUUCUUAGCCGCCGCAAUUUGCUUCGUCGUGCUAACACAGGUAGUCAACGUACGCUGGUCUGGUCGCCGCGGCAACGGCAAUGGGAGUCGCGCAAGGUUACGUGUUGUGCAUGAAGUCGGUGAUAGUCGCAGACUUUGUAGGCCUGGAAUGCUUCACCUUCUGUUGUGGUGUGGGAGGAAUUCUGUCAAUACCGCUGUGGCUCUCCGGACCAUCCAUAAUCGGUUUCUUUCGAGACAAGAACGGAUCAUACGAUUACCUUUACGCCAUGCUCGCCAUCCUGUGCCUGCUUCAUGCAAUUCUUCUGGGGUUACUUACUUGGCGGAAAGCGAUUUGCAGAACACAGCGACUGGAUUCCCCAUUCCUCAAAGAGGGCGUGUCGGAGCUGCAAGAUUUGAAAAAAACGUCCAUGGUGUAAAAACACAGAAACAAGUCAAGAGUGGCUGUGUUUGCCUUUUGUCGAAACACUAAACUCCAGCUGCUGCGGGAAAUGCAACACAUCCAAAAGGAAAAGGCUACAACAAAAGACGCAUCUUGCUUGCUAAGUGUUCCGUCAAAAAAUUAUCUGCCUCCUUUUUGUCUGAAGGCUACGCGAGCGUUCAUUCAUAAUCACUUGCACAGUCAAUACUAUUUCGCGAGUUGAAGACCAAGCAAAUGUGGUGACUGCUCAUGUUCAUUACAAAUGAGUUUCAUUGUUCAAGAAGAAGCAUUUUUCGAAAUUAUAGUAAUUUGGGGGAGAGGUGCUGAUUAGCAGUCAAGUUUUGACCAGUGCGGCAUGAAUACGGAUGAAAUGCCAAUUUCUCGACUGUCAUUUCAUACCUCUAUAGGGUUUCUAUGAAUACAUUUCGAAUUUCAUCCGCUGCUUCAAGAAAACAAUAGGUGUCAGUAGAUUUCGAUAUGAACAUAACAAACACUAUUCGUUAAAUGGCAUCGAAAUAUACAAGUGUUUAAUUUAUAUGUCACGCCGAAAAUAAAUCAUGCAUUGCUUUUA
Molecule: messenger RNA, 1789 nt
Organism: Rhipicephalus microplus (southern cattle tick)
Lineage: Eukaryota; Metazoa; Arthropoda; Arachnida; Ixodida; Ixodidae
Product: monocarboxylate transporter 9-like
Biological process (GO): transmembrane transport
Molecular function (GO): monocarboxylic acid transmembrane transporter activity
Source: RefSeq, a predicted model, not a curated record